AUGUCGCAACUCCGUGCUUUUGAAAGUAAGUUUUAAAAGUUUUAUGUAAUUCGAAUCAUUUAAAUUUGUGAAUCGAAAACUUUGAAAGUCGGAUUCAAAGAAAUUAGGGCUUAUUCGAAUAAACAAUCUACAAUAACGAAAUACAGAAACAGAAAAUCUAUGGAGUAGGUAUAUCAAGGGGAAACCUAUAUAUCCACAAAGUAAUAUCUGCAAAUUCUGGCCCAAUUUCCAAAACUAACACAAAAUAUUAAAUUGUCUGAUCAUUUCAAAAAAAAGCUGGGAUCAAAUCCAUAAAUAUAGGCUACUGUUAAAGAGACGGUAUCACUUAUAAUGGAAAAGCAGAGACAACAAGAGCAAGAAAUAAGGACAAAACAAGUAAUAUAAAAUUUUUUAAAUCAUCGAUCUAUAAGAGGCAUAGAGUAAUAGACGAAUAAAAGUGCUUCAUCAAUCGUCAUCAAAUAAUCGAAUACUGAUAUGAAAUUCUCAAUCAACAUGGUUUUGACAAUUCUUCUUGUUCUUUUUUUCUUAUAUUAAGCAAGUGGAUGUGAAAGUUUUCUACUUUGA
Paramecium tetraurelia is the source of this 564-nucleotide messenger RNA. RefSeq lists its product as uncharacterized. Lineage: Eukaryota; Ciliophora; Oligohymenophorea; Peniculida; Parameciidae. The transcript has a single exon. The record is from RefSeq and is a predicted model, not a curated record.